AUGACAGUUGAACAGCAACGAGUAGUUCUAGACAAGACGUACCGACUUGUUACGGAGUUCUGUGGCAAGCCUCCUAGAGGCUCAGUAGUCCCGUGGUGGGAGACUCCCAAGGAAGGCGCCGAGCUCAUGUUGGAGUACGGUAAGACCCCGAAGAUAAUGGCUCUAGAACUUCCAAGAAGACUUAUUUCUGGGAAAGGCCUUGAAUACGAUCACUCUUUCUCUCACCACGACGCGAUACCUUACUGGCUGCGUGUCGGUGACGAGUGGACCAAGAUUGACUACUCGAAGCAUCCGGAUACAUGGAUGAAGCCGCUGGUGAGAGGUGAGGAGACCGGCUUAGUGGAGAUUCCUGCAAGCUGGUAUCUGGAUGAUCUCCCUCCAAUGAUGUUCAUUAAGAACAUGCAGAACAGCCAUGGCUGGGUGCAUCCAUCGGUUGUCGAGGAUCUGUGGAAGGACCACUUUGACUUCUUCUACGAGAACUACGACAAUAUCUGCUUCCCAGUCACAAUUCAUCCCGAUGUUUCGGGGCACCCUCACGCACUAAAAAUGCUGGAAAGGUAA
Molecule: messenger RNA, 561 nt
Organism: Colletotrichum chrysophilum
Lineage: Eukaryota; Fungi; Ascomycota; Sordariomycetes; Glomerellales; Glomerellaceae
Exons: 2
Coding region: 1-561 (186 amino acids)
Biological process (GO): carbohydrate metabolic process
Source: RefSeq, a predicted model, not a curated record